CCGUGAAUGAGGACGUACUGGCAACCUGUUGAUAACGGAAUAGACGAUGACCUUGAUUAACUACGCUGGAAUGCGGUGAUACAAAUAACACGACGUCAAAACGUACCCUUCGACUAAGAAGACGGAGUUCAAGGUUGCAAAUAAAACAUUCCUUUGCGCUGGAGGGAAACUUGAAAACUUAAAAAAAAAAUCGCUACAGUAAAAGUUGACAGCAAGUGUGAUUGUGAGCGUGAUCAGUGAUGACAAAAACAUUUGAAACGUAUGUAAAAGAAAUGCUUCCGCUAUCUCUAAUAGAAAAUCGCGCAAGUUGCUUCUUAAUUUGUCGGAGGACAGAGCAGGUGUAUUCUACUCAUUGUUAGGUAACAAGCCUUGCAACUCAACAUUAUUGAACAUCUUUGGUCGGGAUGUCCAUACCUAUGUGAACAUAGGCUAUAUGAAAUGGUGUCCACCUGUCUUACAAACUGGGGAGAGAUAACCUGAGAUGACCAUUCAAUUCACAAUGAAAGCGCUGAUCUUUCUGUGUAUGGGAUUUUGGACGUCUUGUAUGAGCAACGACUGUCCGGAUCUCACCAUUGACAGCUGUGUCUGCACUUCUGAGAGGUCCAAGGAGUUGAGCAGACAUCUCCGUGUGAAAGUUGUUUGUGACGAUGUGGAAUUAUUGGACACCUUACAACCCAGCUUUUUACCCAACAAAACUGUUUUCUUGAUCCUCAGCAACAACAAGAUCUCCUUGGUGAGGAACGGCUCCUUCUAUGGCCUGGCCGCUCUGGAGAAACUGGACCUGAGGAAUAAUUUGAUUAGCACACUGGAGCCCGGAGCCUUCCGUGGACUGCUGUCUCUUAGAAGACUGGAUCUGUCCAACAACAGGAUUGGCUGCCUCUCUCCUGAAAUGUUCAUAGACCUUGGCAAUCUUUCCAAGUUGUACCUUUCUGGAAAUAUUUUCUAUUCCCUGCCUGCGGGACUCUUCACCAACCUUCUGUCCCUCAGAGUCCUGAACUUCAGUACGGAGUCUCUGUUCUGCGACUGCCAGCUGGAGUGGCUGCUGCUGUGGGCCCGGGCCAAGGGCGUCCGCAUCGCCAACGACACCCUGUGCGUGUACCCCAACCACCUCCACGGCCUGGAGUUCCGCAACCUCCGAGAACAGCAGCUCCGAUGUGACGGACCCCUGGAGCUGCCCCUCUUCCAGCUGAUCCCAUCCCAGAGGCAGCUGGUGUUCCGGGGGGACAGGUUGCCCCUGCAGUGUACCGGCUCCUACCUGGAGCCCCAGGUGAGCUUGCACUGGCGCCACAACGGCCAGCCCGUCCACACCCAGGAGGAGAGGGGUGUCUACUUGGAGGACACACUGCUACACGACUGCUGCCUGCUCACCAGUGAAGUCAUCCUUUCCAACAUUGACGUUGGUGUGUCCGGCAUCUGGGAGUGCCAGUUGACCAGUUCCCGUGGCAACAAGUCCCGCCAGAUGGAGAUAGUGGUGUUGGAGACAUCAGCCCAGUACUGCCCUGUGGAGAGGGUCAUCAGCAACAAGGGAGACUUCAGGUGGCCAAAGACCUUGGCGGGAAUCCUAGCCUUUCUGCCCUGUGCCCCCCCCGCCUUUGGCUCUGCCCCCCACCCGCAGGGCGUCGUCCCUCCCCACCCCAACCAGAGGGAGAAGAAGGCCUGGCGCCGCUGUGACCGGGAGGGAAGGUGGGCCGAGGACGAUUACACCCAGUGCCCGUAUGCCAGCGAGGUGACCCGUGUGCUCCAUGAGCUCACCCAGAUGCCCAUCAACGCCACCAAUGCCCAGCCCUUAGCCCAGCAACUGGUGGCCUUCACCAGCAGGGCGGCAGACUUCACCCAUGUGAUGGACGUGAUCUUCGUCACACACCUGGUGGAGCGGCUCACGCGAUUAGUGGACCAACGCAAAGACCUGGGGGACUACAUCUCCGACAUCGCCAGUAACAUGAUGCUGGUGGAGGAGCAUGUUUUGUGGAUGGCCCAAACCGAGGCCCGAGCCUGCACGCGCAUUGUGCAGUGUGUGGAGCGCAUCGCCGACCAAGCCCUCAACACCGACACCCGGGCCAUAUCCAAGGUGUCUGCUAACAUAGCCCUGGAGGCCUUCCUUAUCAGGCCGUCUAACUUCCUGGGUCUGUCCUGCACGGCUGUCCAGCGCCCCCCCCGAGCCCCUCUCCCUCGGGGGGCGGUCCGGCACAGGGCUGGCGAGGACCCCGUCGGAGACGCCCUGCUAAACUUCAAAUGUCACACGGUCAACAGCAGCACCGGUCCCCACGCCAACCCGCUGACAAAGAACUCAGUGGCAGUCGCCUCAAUCCAUGUACCACUGGCUGGUACGCCUAUCCCCUCAGCGUUGCAAUCUGUUGAUAACUCGACUUGCAAGCUGCAGUUUAUUGUCUUUCGAAAUGGGAAACUCUUUCCUUGCACAGGGAAUUCGUCAAAUCUUGCAGAUGAUGGAAAACGUAGGAGUGUUUCAACACCAGUUGCUUUCACCAAAUUAGAUGGGUGCAGCCUCGGAAGCGCCGUGCACUCCGUUACCAUCGCUCUCAGGCACUUUGCGCUGGGUGUAGACCCCACCGCAGCCUAUUGGGAUUUUGACUUGCUAGAUGGGCACGGUGGCUGGCGGGCAGAGGGGUGCCACAUAACAGGCUCCGCGGGCAACACGACCACUAUUCAUUGCACUCAUCACAAUAACUUUGCUGUGCUAAUGGAUCUGAAGAAUGUGCUGUCUUUCCCCCCGUACCCUGGGGAGUUUCUGCACCCUGUCGUGUAUGCCUGCACGGCGGUCAUGUUGCUCUGCCUCUUCGCCUCCAUCAUCACAUACAUCGUGCAUCACAGCACCAUCCGUAUCAGCAGGAAGGGAUGGCACAUGCUCCUCAACUUCUGUUUCCACACGGCCCUGACCUUCGCAGUGUUCGCCGGGGGCAUCAAUCGAAUCAAAUACCCCAUCAUCUGUCAAGCCGUUGGCGUGGUGUUACACUACUCAUCGCUCUCCACCAUGUUGUGGCUGGGGGUGACGGCCAGGAACAUUUACAAGCAGGUGACCAAGAAGCCACCACAGACCCAGGACGGUGACCCACCAGCGCCCCCCAGACAGCCUCUGCUGAGGUUUUAUCUAGUCAGUGGCGGAGUUCCCCUCAUUAUCUGUGGGGUCACGGCAGCCACCAACAUUGAAAACUACGGCAGUGGAGAACAGGCUCCAUACUGCUGGAUGGCAUGGGAGCCAAGUCUAGGAGCUUUCUACGGCCCGGUGGCGUUCAUCGUCCUUGUAACCUGCAUCUACUUCCUGUGCACAUUCGUCCAUCUGCGGCGCCACCCGGAGAGGAAGUACGAGCUGAAGGCCCUGACGGAGGAGCAGCAGAGACUGGCGUCCGCCGACCUGGCACAGUGCCACCAGGGGGAGCCGGGCGCCCAACCCACCAGCGGGCCCUGCCCCCCGGGCUGCCCCGGCAUCAUCAACCCGUCGCUCCUGGCCAACGAGCACUCCUUCAAGGCCCAGCUACGCACAGCCGCUUUCACCCUCUUCCUCUUCCUGGCCACCUGGGCCUUCGGGGCGCUGGCCGUGUCCCAGGGCCACUUCCUGGACAUGAUCUUCAGCUGCCUGUAUGGUGCCUUCUCCGUCACGCUGGGUCUGUUCGUCCUCAUCCACCACUGUGCCAAGCGAGACGAUGUCUGGCACUGCUGGUGCUCCUGCUGCCCCGGCCGACAGGCCACCAACGGCUGCCACGGCGGCCACGCCCGCCCCAAGGUCAACGUGAACGGGGAUACGCACAGCCACGGGCACAGCCACUGCCACCUAGACUCUCCGUGCCCGGGCAAGGCCAUGAUGGGCUGUGGCCACGGCCCGCCCUCCGCUCACUGCAAGUUCAGCGGGCUGGCGUCGUCGGGGCAGAACCACGUCACCUGCCUGGCGCCCGUGACCCCCUGCUGUGCCGCCCUGCACAGCCAGCAGCUGAUGGAGGAGGAGCCGGCCCCGCACGUGCUCCUGCAUGCCGACCCCGAGGGCUACCGGCCCGGCAUCCACCUGCACCGCUGCCUCAAGGGCAGCACCAGGACUAAGGGCCGGCACUUUGGGCGCCAGCGGGCGGGGGCCAGCGGAGCAGGCUCCGGGGGGGAACGGGAGUACGCCUACCACAUCCCCUCCAGCGUGGACGGCGGCAGCGUGCACAGCUCCCACACGGACAGCCCUCACAGCACGCACGAGCGCCACGCCCACCUGUGCCACCUGGCCCACGAGGGCCACCCCGAGUGUCACCACGAAGGACACCACGCGUGCCAUGUCGUCGCCCCCGAGGCCCUGGCGUGCCACAACACCUGCCACCGGCACAUCUGCUGCGCCAAGACGGACCUGUUCCCCACCUUGUGCCAGGCGGAGGCGGGCGACACGGGCACCUUCCUGUGCGGCUGUGGCAAGAUGGCGGAGGAGGACUUGAUGGCGCCGCAUCACCACCUAGAGAUGCACCCGCGCAGACAGUCCUACCCGCAGAACCCGCCCAAUCAGAACGGGAUUCUAAAGGGCAGCCUGCAUGAGGGCUUCCUGUAUGCGUCGGACAGCACAGGGAAUAUACGCACCGGACCCUGGAGAAACGAAACUACUGUGUAGCCGCCCCACCCUUCCUUCCCUCCCCCCCCACCCCCCCC
Osmerus eperlanus (European smelt) is the source of this 4632-nucleotide messenger RNA. RefSeq names its product adhesion G protein-coupled receptor A3. NCBI's taxonomy places the organism in Eukaryota, Metazoa, Chordata, Actinopteri, Osmeriformes, Osmeridae. Gene Ontology annotation, cellular component: plasma membrane; postsynaptic density; glutamatergic synapse. Bases 482 to 4594 code for a protein of 1370 amino acids. Gene Ontology annotation, biological process: G protein-coupled receptor signaling pathway; cell surface receptor signaling pathway. The record is from RefSeq and is a predicted model, not a curated record. The transcript has 19 exons. Gene Ontology annotation, molecular function: protein binding; G protein-coupled receptor activity.